AUGACUGACUUGGAUGUCCAGACAUGGGGUACUGGUGUAAGAAGGGCGGAAACACUUGCGCAUGCGCUCAAUCACUGUCCUCCCAACCUUGACAACAAAGUCAAAGAACGACAUAACAAGGCUUUGGAGAGGAUUACAACAGCAAUCAAGCCCAGCAUGGUGAAUCGGGACAAGACCUCACAAAUAGAUAACAGUCCAGCGGAUAUGGAGAUCCUACAGAGGCCGGACAUCAUUCUUAUGGACGACAAAAACAGGCGAAUCGCGGUAGCUGAUGUAGCUAUUGUGUUUAAAGACUACCAGAAAAAUUCCUUUGGAUCAGUUCGUCUCCAGAAAGAAGAAAUGUAUCAAAGCCUCAAGACUUACUAA
Eimeria maxima is the source of this 366-nucleotide messenger RNA. RefSeq lists its product as hypothetical. The transcript has 2 exons. Lineage: Eukaryota; Apicomplexa; Conoidasida; Eucoccidiorida; Eimeriidae. Bases 1 to 366 code for a protein of 121 amino acids. The record is from RefSeq and is a predicted model, not a curated record.